AUGUCCAACACCGCAAUCCCAGAAGAUACCGACACAGACUCCGACUCAAAUGUGGAAUUCGAAGACGUGCCUCUGGCACCGAGAACAGUACCAGCAGAAACAACAACACCCUCAUUCCACUCCGUCUCUUUCCAAACAGAAAGACCUGUCUGGGUCCCAGUCCUCUCUCUCCCCGAGCAAAGAGCCGCACCCCUCCGCCCCGGCUCAGCGGAGGAAACCCAACUACGCGGCCGAUUGAGUGCAGGCAUCGAAAGAAUCAAUUACCGCCACAUGAAAGCCGAAAUGGGAAUGGACGGAAUCAACACCGAUGACUCAGAGAAACGAUUCAAAAGUUUCGCCGACUUAGCACGGGAGGUGGGGUCAUUAAUUGAUACACUCUGGACAUCUUCUACUCCCUCAAUCCAAGUUGAAGGCCUAAUCACUCUCGCCGGAAUAACUGAGAUGGCUCUCCCAACAUACAAAUUCGAUCCAGAAAGCACACUGACUCUCCUGCAUAAAUUUGAUUCUGUCUUCGCUGCUCUCUGUAUGGGGAAGCAUCCUGUUACUAAUGCCACUAUCCCCGGUGCUGUGGAUGGUCGUCCACUCGUGACGCAGACGCAGAAGGUUCGGAUUCGCAGUUUGGCGGAGACGACGCGGUACAAGAUAUUUUCUUGUCUUGAGGAGUCUGAUUCGAGUUUUGGGGAUGGAAAUGCCAAUGGAAACGGGGUUGGAAAUGGAGAUCAAAAUGACAAUGGACAGGUUUACAAUGAUGAAGAAGAUGAAGAAGAUCUGGAUGUUCCUAUGCAGCCUUGGUUGAUGGAAGCUGCGAAGGUUUAUGAUCAGACUUUGAUGUUGUUGGCGGAUCAAGGGGAGGGUGAAGAUUUGAUGCAGUUGGAUGGU
Penicillium odoratum is the source of this 879-nucleotide messenger RNA. RefSeq lists its product as uncharacterized. Gene Ontology annotation, cellular component: transcription factor TFIIH holo complex. The transcript has 2 exons. NCBI's taxonomy places the organism in Eukaryota, Fungi, Ascomycota, Eurotiomycetes, Eurotiales, Aspergillaceae. The record is from RefSeq and is a predicted model, not a curated record. The annotation marks the transcript as partial.